Messenger RNA from Saccharomycodes ludwigii, 4437 nucleotides. It is a transcript of the gene TAF2, whose product is annotated as transcription initiation factor TFIID subunit TAF2. Gene Ontology annotation, molecular function: RNA polymerase II general transcription initiation factor activity; transcription cis-regulatory region binding; chromatin binding. The transcript has a single exon. Gene Ontology annotation, biological process: transcription initiation at RNA polymerase II promoter. The coding region runs from base 1 to 4437 and encodes 1478 amino acids. Lineage: Eukaryota; Fungi; Ascomycota; Saccharomycetes; Saccharomycodales; Saccharomycodaceae. The record is from RefSeq and is a predicted model, not a curated record. Gene Ontology annotation, cellular component: transcription factor TFIID complex.
AUGAAUUCAGUACCGAGCGGUAACACCCCCAGAGGUAAUACAGUUACUAAUAUUGGCGGCAAAAACAUUAUUCUUCCAAGGUACAAUUUUAAAGUGGGUCACCAAAGAGUCCAACUAUAUAUUGAUUUUGAAAACAAUGUUGUUAAUGCAGUUACUGAAAUGAUUGUUAUCCCCUUGAUCCAGGAUUUAGACGAGAUCAUUCUAGAUUGCAAACAAAUGGAUAUUAAUAAAGUUUAUGUAGAGGACAUAGAUAUAAAAAAUUUUCAACAUUUAUAUGCUCAAAGUGCUCUAAACAAUAAAUUUUUGAACACUCCAGAACUAUCGGAUCUCGAUUUGUUCUAUUCUAAUGGAAAUUCUAUAGAACAAGCACAAAUGUUAAAGGAAAAUCUUCCACUUUUCAAUAAUAAACAAAAAGAGGAUGGUAACACUUCUAUUAACGAAUGCGAUGAUGGGAAAUUGUAUAUUCCUGUACCUGAAUCGAUCAACAUUUCCCUACACGAUACCUCAAGUUUAUUAAAUAAAUCAUACACGCCUCGAACACCUUCCCAACAAGAUAUGAUUUUCACACCAUUAACUUUGAAAAUAGAAUAUACUGUAAACCAUUUAUCACAACAACAACAAGGAAUACUUUUUAACACAGAUGAGCUCAUCUCCAAAAGUUUGUGGACGGUACAUACAAAUAACAAUCUAGUAAACAACAGUACUUCCUAUUGGCUACCAUGUAUGGAUGCUUUGGACGAAAAGUGUACUUGGGAAUUGGAAUUUAUUGUUCCGAAAACUUUAGAUUUUAAAAAUGAUCUGAUUGUAUGUGGACCAGAAUUGACAACCUUGAAGGUACUGGAUUAUCAUGAUAUUGAGGGUUGGAAGAGUGUAUCUUUUCAAAUUUUCACUCCUAUUGCAGCACACCAUGUUGGUUGGGCUAUAGGCUCUUUUAAAAUUCGAGAAAUAACACAGUUUAAUCAGCGUGCAAGUGGUAAUAUGGAUGACAAUGGUAUUCUGAACAACAAACAUAGCACAAAUACUAAGCAUGUACACAACAAUGAAGACAACGAGGAAGAUGAUAAUAACAUAAAUAAUAAUAAUAAUAAUAAUAAUAAUAAUACUACUACUAGUACUACCACUACUACUACUAAUAAUAAUAAUAACGCUUAUGAUUUUGAAGAAGACAAUGUUCCAAUUACUGUUUAUUAUCCCUACAACAUCCCAGAAGAAACAAUAUUAAACACUACGUUAAUAUUACCCAAAGUAAUAGAUUUUUAUACUAAAGAAUUUGGUUCGUAUCCAUUUACUUCAUACUCCCUCUGCUUUAUAUCUGGUAUAACAACACCUAUGGAUUUUACAGGACUCUCGAUCAUAGAUUCUAGCAUUUUAUAUCCUUUGGACAUAAUUGAUUCAAUGCUAGACUCAACGAUAAUUUUAGCUAAAUUACUGGCAAACCAAUGGUCUGGAGUUAACAUUACACCUCUCAAUUUUGGUGACAUAUGGUGUUGUUUAGGAAUGGCAGGGUACAUGACGUUAAAAUUUAUCAAAGAGCUAAUGGGCAUGAACCAAUUUAAGUACAUUUUAAAAUUGAAUUCAGAAAAGAUUGUACAACAGGAUUAUGUGCAACCACCUAUUUCUAAAUUGGUUAAAUUUCCGGUAGCAAACAGUGAUUUGGAUUUUAUUAGAUUGAAAGCACCAAUGGUUUUAUAUAUUUUGGAUAAAAGGAUGACAAAGACUGAAAGAUCAUUUGGGAUGGCCCGUGUUUUACCCAAGAUUUUCUUACAAGCGAUGUCCGGUGAUUUACCAGCAAAUACUAUUUCAUCACAACAUUUCAGACAUGUUUGUGAAAGGGUUAAUAAGGGUAAACUAGAAAACUUUUUUAAACAAUGGGUAUACGGUUCUGGUGUUCCGAUUUUUAGAAUUACCCAAAGAUUUAACAAAAAAAGAAUGAUGGUGGAAAUGGGUAUAAGACAAGUGCACGAGAAAGAACUGGGGGACAACAUUAAGAACGCCAGCUUUAAUUUUGUUGAUAAUGCAAUUUACGAGAUAUCCCAGGUUGGCCCAAUAAAUAGAACACCUGUUUUCACUGGGAGUAUGACCAUCAGGGUUCACGAAGCAGAUGGAACUCCAUAUGAACACAUUGUUAGCAUCCAAGAUACUUUUACAAAAUUGGAUAUUCAAUACAAUACCAAGUAUAAAAGGCUAAGAAAUAGAAGAAGAGUUAAUAGAAAUUUGGCACAAAUUAACAACAACAACAACAACAACAACAAUAAUAAUGGCAACGAAGACGAAUUUAAGACUGCUCCGACACCCACAUCUGCACCAGGUCUUAAUGAAAGCAAUGACAGAACAAACCACGAAGAUAAUCAGUAUGAAGGAGAGGGUAGUAAUGUCACGACCACUACUAAUAACGAAGACGAAGAAGGUGAAGUUGUAUUGGUUAACUGUCUAGGCGAUGUAUUAACUUCUUCAAAAGAUUGUAAAAAAUGGGAUUUGACGGAUUUUAAUUCUACUAGUGGAAGUGAUGAUCAGCAACAAAAUGAAGCAUUUGAGUGGUUGCGUAUAGAUGCAGAUUUUGAAUGGAUUUGUAAAAUAUAUAUCAAUCAACCAGACUAUAUGUUUGCCUCUCAAUUACAGCAAGAUAGGGAUGUGGAAGCACAGAUUGAUAGUAUUCAUUAUUUUGAAGAUGUUAUUAUGAACAGCGAAACUAGUUCUAAAGUUUAUUCUUCUAUAUUAACUAGAACUAUCAUUGAUGAGAGAUAUUUUUAUGGUGUUAGAUUGGAAGCAGCCAAGGCUUUGAGUAAGUUUAUUAUUAGAGAUGAGUCUACAGAUGGUGGCAGUAACCAUGCCAAUUUGUUUAAUGGUGGAGUAGAGCAUUUAAUUAAAAUUUAUAAAUAUUUUUUCUGUUUUUCUGAGUCUAAUAUACCAACAAGUAAUAAUUUUGGUAAUAUUCCAAAUUAUUUUUUACAAAAGGAACUACCUUUACUAAUAGCCAAUGCCAAGUUGGAAAAUGGAAAGCCACCAAAGUGUGCUAAAUAUUUCCUUUUGGAUUUGUUAAAGUACAACGAUAAUGAUGGUAACGCUUACAACGAUUGCUAUUUUGUUUGCAAUUUACUCGAAGGUAUAGUAACUUUAAUAGUGGGCGAUAAAACCGAUAAUACAUUUAUCACCCAGGCAAUGAAAGAAUUAGAAAGGUACGAAAAUUUAGAUAAAUGGAUCUCAUCGUAUAAACUCUUGAUCCAUAGGAAUUUAUUAUACGGAAAAUUCAAGUUGUUAGUUAAUGGAGUGGAUGUUUUUAAUUAUGAUAGUUUCCUCAGUACUUUAUUGAACAAUUGUUCUCAAGAGUAUUUACUCGAUUCCAAGGAUAUUUUGCAAGACAACACUGCAGAUUUUAAUAUUUAUGAAGGUUUACAAAACAUUUUUUUAUCAUCUUUCAAGAUUAUCUUUAUAUUAGGCGGUAUUAAAAAUAGAGAGUUUUUGAAAUAUUUCUUUGAAAACGUGUGUUUUAAUCUGAAUCCAUAUAUAGGGGAAAGGUUAGUGUUUGUUUUUCUUGAGGCUAUAAAUUAUAUUGCUAUAUACGGUAUGGAAAAUUUUUUGGAUGAUGAUUUUGUAGCUUUACAACAAGAAUUCAACCCACAUGGGGACAAAUUUGUAUUUGAUGAGAGUAAGGUGAGCGUUUCUGAUUUAGAAAAAGAAGAGGAAAAGGAGGAGGGAGAAGAGAAUUUUGAAAUUUUUUUGGGUGAUAGUUCCGAAGGCACUGUUAGAAGAUACAAAACAAAACAAACUGUUAAAAAUGAAAAAUUGAAGAAAACUAUUGCCGGGACUAUUAUUGUGCUGAGAAAACUUUUCGAUACCUAUAAUCCAUUGAAGCAAAUGCUAUGGUUUUUAUUGAACGUAAACUUACUUACCGAUUUUCAACGUAAAUCAUUUUUCGAUAUAUCAUCUGUCAUAUAUAAACAAGAGAAAAAGUACAACGUUGUUUUAAAAAUUCCUAGAGAUAAGAAAUUGAUAGCACAAAAAUGUCCAAAUAACGUGAUAAAAAUUAAACGAAAGGGAUUAAUGAAAAUAAAUUUGAGUGCACCUACUGCUUCUGUAAUAACAACUGGAAAUACAAUCAAAGUUAAACAGAAAAAGAGGGAAAACACGAAGAUUAAAAUUAGUUUAAGCUCUGCUAACAAACCGAAUAAUGCUGGCGUAACAAAUAGUAGUAAACGUAGUUCAAAACUUAUAAAAACCCGUCCUGUUAGGGGUGUUGUUAAUAGAAUUGGUAAAUUACCAUUGAGAUAUAUUCGCAUAGAUUCCAAGAACAAAAAAGUGUUUGCGAGCUCUUUACCAUACAAUGGCAAUGUCUCUGUCAUUAAGUCGACUUCUCGAACCUUAAAAUUGAAGAUUUUGUUACCAUCUGAUAAAUUGUCGAACAUAAAAAAAAAGGACUACGACAUAGAAAAGGUAUAG